Molecule: messenger RNA, 1593 nt
Organism: Etheostoma cragini (Arkansas darter)
Lineage: Eukaryota; Metazoa; Chordata; Actinopteri; Perciformes; Percidae
Gene: abhd5a
Product: abhydrolase domain containing 5a
Exons: 9
Coding region: 43-1146 (367 amino acids)
Biological process (GO): positive regulation of triglyceride catabolic process; negative regulation of triglyceride storage
Cellular component (GO): lipid droplet
Source: RefSeq, a predicted model, not a curated record
UGUGUGUGUGUGUGUGUGUGUGUGUGUGAGAGAAGCAGAAUAAUGGCCGAACGGGCGGUGACAGUGAGCGACUCAGGGUUGGUUCAGAGAGUGAUGUCUGUUGUCAGCAGUGUGGGGGGCUACAUGGACCCCACCCUCAGGUGGUUCUGGAUCCCCAGCUGGCUGCCGUCAUGGUGUCCCACCUCUAGCCUCCAGCUCCAGGCUGCAGAGGACAGGAUGCUGCUAUUUGUAGAAAGCACUUUCUCCAAACAAUACAUCCCCAUCGCUAACGGCAACCAGCUGUGGACUCUGACGUUUUGCAGUGACCGUGUCAAAGACAGAACCCCCAUGGUUCUGCUUCAUGGGUUCGGAGGAGGCGUGGGCCUCUGGGCUCAGAACCUGGAUGCUCUGUCCCAGCGCCGGCCCAUCUGGGCCGUGGACCUGCUGGGCUUCGGACGGAGCAGCCGGCCGCGCUUCUGCACAGACGCCCAGGGGGCAGAGGACCAGUUUGUGGAGUCUAUAGAGCAGUGGAGGGCUGAAGUGGGUCUGGACUCCAUGAUCCUGCUGGGACACAACCUGGGAGGAUACCUGGCUGCGUCUUACGCCAUCAGAUACCCCAGCAGAGUGAAGUACAUGGUUCUGGUGGAGCCCUGGGGUUUUCCUGAGCCCCCGGACACAGCAGAGGCCGACCGGCCCAUCCCUCUGUGGAUCAAAGCCCUGGGGGCCAUGUUCACGCCCUUCAACCCUCUGGCGGCCCUGAGACUGGUGGGGCCCCUCGGGCCCAUGCUGGUCCAGACCCUGAGACCCGACUUCAAGAGGAAGUUCUGCUCCAUGUUCAGUGACAACACUGCGUCUGAGUACAUCUACCACUUGAAUGUGCAACCCCCCAGUGGGGAAACAGCUUUUAAGAAUAUGACCAACUCCUUUGGCUGGGCUACCAGACCCAUGCUGCAGAGGAUGGACCAGCUUCAGCCCGAGAUCCCCGUGGCCCUCAUCUACGGGUCCCGCUCCAGCAUCGACAGCAGCGCGGCCAGCAGCAUCAGGGAGAGCAGACCGCACUCUGAUGUAGUCAUCACAACGAUCCGCGGAGCCGGACACUACGUGUACGCGGACCAGCCCGAGGACUUCAACCUCGCCGUGCUGCAGCUGUGUGACCACGUGGACUGAAGCUGAACUUAGCAGCCGUGUACAGGGUAUUUUUUAUAUCUUGUGUGAAUACGUAGACGAAAUACAGUAAGACUCAAUAUAAAAGUAAAGUCCCUUCUUAUAUUACAACAAUGUAAUAUUUAGUCACAUCUUAAAUGAUAUCAAAGUGAAACAGAAUCAAUGUCCCUUUGUUCAGAUGGCUCAGUCCAGUGUCAGGUGUCAGGUGUUUCCUGUCAUUGCUGAACCUGGGGUCUGUGGGUUCCCGUCUGGUUCUGAUCCAGACAGGAAGUGGACUCUUUAGUACAUCACUGCAUCAGCACCAGGAAGCAGCGAGACAAGUCUCUGCAGUCAUUACUAAUCUCUUUAAUAACGUCUCUCCUCUCUGCUUGUUUUUUGCUUUUCUUUUGUAAUUUCAAAGUUGAUUUCAUUUGCUUUUAUUAUGAAUGUGAAGCCAGACCAUACCUGUUA